AUGGCACUCCCUGCCGGCGAUGGCGUCCUCGGCCUCGGACUCGGCAUGGACGCAGCAGCGGCGCCAGCACCGCCCGAGCCGAUCACAAUGAGCGAAGCCAUCGACAGCCUGCUAAAGCUCCUAAUCCGAAUCCGGCAGAAACUCCACACCCUGAUCUCAUGGUACAUCGACCUAGAAGUGACCCCCAACGCAAUUCAAGCAUACGAGCCACGACUGAUGAUCCUAUAUGACCGACUAAUGGCCAUGCGAACACUAUCAUACACCCAACUACCAUACCUGAUUGACAACUCGGACGCGCUAGCCGCACAAUACCUAAUCGACAUUGCAUCGCAACUAAGCAACGCAGCACACGGGAUCCAGACCAUCUUCGUCAACCACUACGACCGAGACCUGGAAGAGCGCCAACCCUUCGCCGCCAUCAGUGACACACUAGCCUACCGCACCGACCAACUCCGACUCGUCCCGACAUUGAACCCCAGUAAUCCGCUCCGUCUGCGUGCCGAAGACAUGCGCGGCGGCACCAACGAACUGGGCUAUUUCUGCCGCGGCGCCUUGCAACUCAACAACAAUCUUGACAAAGGGCGCGUCUCGUUCGUCGACAAAAAGACCGAGUUGUCCGAAGACGACCGAUUGAAACUUAGGGUUGUUGGCGGCGCCUUUCUCAACUGGGAGUGUCCUGAGUGCGCGUACAAAGGGCGCUAUCAUGUCGCGAGCAGUGGCGCGUCAAAUAUCCAUACGACGGAUGACUUUCGUCAACAUGACGAUGUUGCGCUACAAUAUCGCAGCUCGUUUCUGGCGAAAUGUCAUUUCUAUUUGCCGUUGAGCGAUUCGAAUGCGAUGCCGCCGACGCGAACUCUCUCACGGCGACGUGUGGGUACUGGUGGUGGUGGCCAUGGUCUCGGUGGUGGUUAUGCAAAACCACUCCUUCAAUACGGAUGUGUAUUCUGUUUCGCCCAGGGCGUCCAACUGGACCGCGGGAACGGCGCAUUCAUCACGGCACGCACAUUGGCCGAACAUAUCGCUUUGAAACACGGCGGUCCGCUACUGCCGCCGAGCUUCAUUCUGCAUCGGUUCUUGGUCGCUGUGGAUGGGAAAUUGCUCGAUCCUCGCCAACGCUGGGAUCUGAAUUUUGUUUAG
Molecule: messenger RNA, 1137 nt
Organism: Exophiala dermatitidis NIH/UT8656
Lineage: Eukaryota; Fungi; Ascomycota; Eurotiomycetes; Chaetothyriales; Herpotrichiellaceae
Exons: 1
Coding region: 1-1137 (378 amino acids)
Source: RefSeq, a predicted model, not a curated record